CGUAAGAGGAGCCGUGGGAGGCCGCGUCCCGCCGGGCAGGGGUGUCUGAGGCGGGUUGACCCCCAACCGGCGGGAUUGGGGUCCCCGUGCCCCCCGCCUCCUCUCCGCGGACAGAGCUCCCUCAGCGUCACCCCAUCGGCCCUCCCGCCUCGGGGCCGGCGCCGCUCAGCCCCGCAGCCCAGGCCGCAGCGCCCAGAGCAGAUAUGGACUUUGAGGACGUGGCCAUCACCUUCUCCCAGGAGGAGUGGGGGCUCCUUGUUGAGGCUCAGAGACUUCUGUACUGCGAGGUGAUGCUGGAAGUGUUUGCACUUGUCUCAUCUGUAGGUUGUUGGCAUAAAACGGAUGAUGCGGAGGCCUGUUCUGAGCAGAGUGUAUCUGUACAAGGGGAGUCACAGGUCAGUGCUUCUAAGAAAGCUCCAGCAACCCAGAGGACCCAUCUCUGUGGGAGGUGUUUCUCUGUGUUCAAAGGUAUUCUGCACCUGACUGAGUCACAAGCAGCAGACUUUGAGCAGAAAGCCUUUUUCAGUGAUGUAUGUGUGAGAGACUUUUGUUUCAGUGCAAACCCUCAUCAGGAGCAGAGGGAAGCCAGUGGAGAGAAGCCCUGGAAAGAAGCUGUGGACCUGGCCUCAUUUGUGACCAACUUCAGCUUCUCCUUAUCAGGGCUGCCUUCAACCAGUAGGGAGGUUGGGGAACACUUCCCAGCCAUCUCAGAGCUUCUCCAGCACCAGGCCCCUCUCACCACUGAGGAGCCACACAGUCAUAGUGAGAUUUCAGAGGAAUUUCUCAAUAGAAAAAGACUUCACCAAUGGGAUGAAUGUGAAAAAGCUGCCAGCCACAAUCAGAACCUUGUUCAACAUCAGGGCGUCUCAUCUGGAGAAGGGAAGUAUCAGUGCAAUACAUGUGGGAAAGUUUUUUCACGUAUCUUUAACCUCAAUAGACAUAGGAGAGUUCACACUGGCGAAAAGCCCUAUGAGUGUACUGAUUGUGGGAAGUUCUUCAGGCAAAGCUCUAACCUCACUCAGCACAAGAGAGUUCACACUGGUGAAAAGCCCUAUGUCUGUGGUGAUUGUGGGAAGUCAUUCAGUCAAAAGUGUAGCCUCAACAGUCACCAGAGAGUUCACACUGGUGCAAAACCGUAUGUGUGUGGUGAAUGUGGGAAAUCAUUCAGUCAAAAGUGUAGCCUCAACAGUCACGAGAGAGUGCACAUUGGUGCAAAGCUGUAUGAGUGUAGUGAAUGUGGGAAAUCAUUUGGGUCCAGUUACCAUCUCCUCAACCAUAAGAGAAUUCACACUGGAGAAAAGCCAUACGUGUGUUGUGAUUGUGGGAAGUCAUUCGGGCCAAUGUGUUCCCUCAAGGGUCACCAGAGAAUUCACACUGGAGAAAAUCUUUAUCAGUGUAGUGAUUGUGGGAAGUCAUUCAGGAAAAGCUGUACACUCAUUCACCACCACAGAGUUCACACUGGAGAUAAGCCUUCUGAGUGUAGUGAUAUUGGGAAGUCAUACAGGCAAACCUCUGCUCUUACACAUUCUCAGAGAGCUCCCACUGGUAAAAAGCAGUAUGAGUGUAGUGAAUGUGGGAAAUCAUUUGGGUCCAGUCAUCAUCUCCUUAACCAUAAGAGAAUUCACACUGGAGAAAAGCUGUAUCAGUGUAGUGAUUGUGGGAAGUCAUUCAGGGAAAGCUGUAACCUCACCCGACACCGCAGAGUUCACUUUGAAGACAAACCUUAUGAGCGUAGUGAUACUGGGAAGUCAUACAGGCAAACCUCUGCUCUCACACAUCAUCAGAGGGUUCACACUGGAAUAAAGCCAUAUGAGGGUAGUGAUGGUGGGAACUCCUUCAGCCAAAGCUCUAUGCUCAUGGGCCAAAAUACAACCCUGUUAUUAGACACCUGUGUGUUUGUCUUCCAGCCCUGCCUUUUAUUGACUCUACCACCAGGCAAUUUACAUUGA
Molecule: messenger RNA, 1949 nt
Organism: Eptesicus fuscus (big brown bat)
Lineage: Eukaryota; Metazoa; Chordata; Mammalia; Chiroptera; Vespertilionidae
Product: zinc finger protein 551-like
Exons: 3
Coding region: 204-1949 (581 amino acids)
Biological process (GO): negative regulation of transcription by RNA polymerase II
Molecular function (GO): DNA-binding transcription repressor activity, RNA polymerase II-specific
Source: RefSeq, a predicted model, not a curated record